AUGGAUGCGACGACUCAGAUGAACAGCCACUUCAACGAAAUAAACCAGCAACCUCAACAAGCCAAGUCGAAGGCAUACUCAGAGCUACUCAAGAGUUUAUUUGGACAACCGCGGACACAGGAGAGCGUCAAUUCGAUUGUCCAAUUCGUCGCGAACAUCGUCCAGGAUGUCAUCGGACUUAUGAUCUCCAAGACGGUCCUCUCGGAACUCGUCGGGCUAGUCGAGAGCGAACUCAAAGCGAAAGAUCAGAUCGACUUCAAGCGUAACUUGCUCGAAUCCGUCCUAGCCCAACCUGAUCUGUGCGGCAGAACGGUGAGGUUCGAGGAGCAAAUCUCGAGCUUGAGGGAAUCGUUGGCUUCCCUAUUGGAGGAACAGGAAGAUUGGAGUGAGGCGGCUAAAGCUCUCCAAGGAAUACCUCUUGAUGGGACCCACCGGACCGUUUCCGAUCAAUAUAGGUUGAACACAUACAUUAGGAUCGUCAGACUACUGUUAGAGGAUGACAAUGCGACCAAUGCUGAAAGUUACUUGAAUCGGGCUAGUUUAUUGGUUCCUGAGUGUAAAGAUGAAGCAACCAUUCUAGCAUUCAAGUUAUCACAGGCAAGAAUCUUCGAUUCGAAGAGGAAGUUUGAAGAAGCGAGUAAGAAGUAUCACGAGAUCAGCUUUACAGCGAACCUGGACGAAGAAGAAAGAGAAAGUUGUCUGUCGGCAGCCGUCGUUUGUGGAGUCUUAGCCCCAGCCGGACCGAAUAGGACAAGACUUUUGACAGGCUUAUUCCGGGACGAAAGGAGUGUGAACCUGCUGGAUUAUAAGAUCCUAUCGAAGAUGGUCUUAGGACAGAUUAUUCGAGAUCAUGAAAUGGUCGAAUUCGAGAAACGAUUAAAAGCUCAUCAGUUAGCGAAAUUGCCAAAGAUGUUGGAAGUGUCGGACGAUGAGGAUCAGGAUGAUGAUGCACGACUGAUGAACGAGGCAGGCGAAAGAAGGAGGUUGAAGAAAGGCCCAGAGAACGUCUUCGAUCGAGCGGUGAUGCAACACAAUUUACUAUCAGUCUCGAGGAUUUAUAAUCGGAUCAGUUUCAAAGGAUUAGGUAAUCUAGUUGGACUUACGUCGACGGCAGUCGAGAUCAUGGCCCGGACGAUGAUCCAAGAAAACCGACUGAAAGCGUCGAUCGACCAAGUCGAGAAAUUAAUCACCUUCAAAAACUUGUCCGACUCUGAGGAUGAUGUGGUUGUCAGUAAUGUCGCCGCAGCUGCCAACAGUACCGAGGAUCAAAACCACAACCCCAGCGAAAAGGAUCAGUUGGUCGCCAUCGCUCCUUCACUUUUCGUAUGGGAUGAAUCCAUCCGAAAAAGCUUGACAAAGGUCGAAACGAUUUAUCAAUACAUUAACGACCUGAAAGCCGACACAUGA
This is a messenger RNA of Puccinia triticina, 1407 nucleotides long. RefSeq lists its product as uncharacterized. Gene Ontology annotation, molecular function: protein binding. The record is from RefSeq and is a predicted model, not a curated record. The transcript has 4 exons. Gene Ontology annotation, cellular component: COP9 signalosome; cytosol. NCBI's taxonomy places the organism in Eukaryota, Fungi, Basidiomycota, Pucciniomycetes, Pucciniales, Pucciniaceae. The coding region runs from base 1 to 1407 and encodes 468 amino acids.